GCUCGGCUGCAGUUGCCCCCGCGCAAGAUGACAUAAACGCAGCAGACGCACCGAAUCAGACCACACACACCUCAACGCUUCAGCAGCCUUGUACCUCUUCUUUCAUCGGCGCUCCUAUGCGGCUACCUGCGUCGGUGCUGGCGCUUUCGUUGGCAAUUGACGCUGUCCAUCUGGGCUUCCAUACGCAGGACAACAUUAGCAACUGGACACGACCCAUUUCUCACUCGCUCAACCCCUCUGUGCGCCUCCAGCUCCUUCAGCAAUUUGCGCCCGUCAUCUAUCUUCACCCAGAAGAAGCUUAUCUACCAGCAGAUCCUGUAGAGGCAUACAAGCGUUUUCUCAACGCCAGCGCAAACGAGCUACAUGUGCCAAAACGGGAACUAGGCGGCAACCCGCUCAAGGACGGGCGCUUGGUCGAUGCGCCCGUCACGACUCAGGCGCGGCUACUCGAAGACGGCAGGGUCGCCUUACAGUAUUGGUACUAUCAUCACUUCAACGGGCCGCAAGGCUUCAAGACUGUCACUUCAGAUGGCACAGUGUCGCGCUUCCCUUGGUAUCCACUCGCGGUGCACUAUGCCGAUUGGGAACAUACAACGAUCAUUUUGACGAGUGAUGGCUCUCAGGAGCCAGCAGAAAUCGAGAGCGUUUACUAUACCGUCCACGCCGACAUCAACGAACCAGAGCACAAAUACUCUGUUGAAAAUGUUACGCACCCCCUCGUCUUUUCGCACAACAAUUCACAUGCUUGCUACAAGUCGCCCAAGGACGCACACAAUAUUGACCCGGCCAUGGAUGGUUUCGUGAACUCUGCCAUUCGUUUCAUCACUUUUGGCGCUAUUCAGCACAUUGAGGUCGGCGAUAUUGGAUUUGCCAACUACCCAAAGUCAGAAUGGAUCCGCUGGUCGGACUACGAGAUCUACGACAUAUCAGAUACGCAUGAAAAAGUAGGGCCAGAGUGGGCCCUUUGGCAGGGACAUUGGGGCCCGGCCUUUGAUCAAAGUCAGGUAGAUGAGCCUCCCGUGGGUGUACCGUGGCGUCGGUUCUUUUUCGACUUUCUGCAAAUCAUCUAUCACGCUGGCCGGCUGACGCAGUUUGUCUCGAGUGCCAAGCUUGCACCAAGAGGACCGAUAGUGCAUUACACCUGGUAUACAUUCGAUGUCUACGAUCCACCAGGCCGUUAUGUGCCUGAAGACCCGAAUGGGCAUAAGCCUGGCAUUCUGCCGAUUGUCGCUUUUGUCUACUUCCUUCUUGGCUUUGUUGGUAUCCUCAACGUUGUACUUUCGCUUGUACUCAUUGGCAUUAUGCUCCUCUCGCAGUUACUGUGGCGAAGGAGUAAAGCAGCAUAUCAGACAAGACGGCAACGCAGGAAGCUGCAAAUGAGCGAGGUUACGCCACUUCUUUCUUAGCUAUAGCAAAUUGUUCAUCGUUCGUUCUCCCCGCCGGCUGAUCGGAAGUUGUCAAAUAGUGUCUUUUGCACCUUCCACGAAGUCAACCUCAGCAAAAUGGCUGGGAGAAGAAGCUAGCGACUAGUGAACAACUUCGCAUGACUUGUCACAUUUUGACCACUUUGGACACACAACAGUUUGCGGACCAUUCUAGGACUACCUGCACCACGUCAAUCAUCCCGUGCCGGUAACUAUACAAAGUAACUGACCAGCGUCGUAACAGCGAUGUGUUGAGGUCGUCCUGCGUGCGAACUUUCAAUUUCCGUGGUCGGCAACAGCCGCGCUCCCUCCACAAUUCAAUUGAAA
Messenger RNA from Protomyces lactucae-debilis, 1751 nucleotides. RefSeq lists its product as uncharacterized. The transcript has a single exon. The record is from RefSeq and is a predicted model, not a curated record. The coding region runs from base 117 to 1406 and encodes 429 amino acids. Lineage: Eukaryota; Fungi; Ascomycota; Taphrinomycetes; Taphrinales; Protomycetaceae.